AUGGUGCAUCUCAUCAGCCUGCUCUUUUUGCCAACUUUGGCAGCAGCGUUCCCCUUCCCUUAUAACACUUUGGAGCGCGUCCACAAAGUCUCAAAAGAUGAAUUUGAGUCCUCUGGCGACGGACCGGGUGAGUCUUUCCAGGGGAUCGUGAAAGUCGUGCAAUUGGACCCACGUGCUUUGGCCCAGUCCGGCCUGUUCAGAAGGGGCCUGGCUUCCCGGAGAGCCCCCUCCCUGCACUCCAGACUGCCCUUCCCGGCGUUCCUCUCUCAGGCGAGACCCGGUGCAGCCCUGAAGGCCCCUGUGAGCCCGCUACACCACCUGCAAGCUAAAAAACCUGCUGAGGUGGACCUGAAGAAGCGACAAGGCCUGCAGAUGUGGCAGAGAGCCAUGGAGAAGGGAAACAAGAUGGCCGUGUCUUUGCCAGCCACCCUAAAGGAUGCCAAACAGACGUGCACUGCUGUUCCUUUCAUUCAGCGUGUGACAUCCGAGGGUUGCGCCACAGUGACCGUGCACAACAAGCUGUGUUUCGGCCAGUGCAGCUCCCUGUUCGUCCCCUCUGAGAUGGACCCGGCCCGGAAGGGGUCCCACCAUCGGGUGCCCUGCUCUCGAUGCGCCCCAGUCAAGGCUCACACUGUGACCAUCCCCCUGCAGUGUGGCGCCAAGGUCCAAGAGAGGCGAGUGAUGCUGGUGGAGGAGUGCAAGUGUGAGACUGGACGUGAGGAGAUGAAUGCAGAGGAGGCUGCUGCUUUGCCACACUUCUAAACGCUUUAUGGCACUUUUUUGUCAUUUUAAGUUCAGAUAAGAAAAUUGAGAUGGUAGACUACUCAUUUACUUUUAUUCUCAAUGUCAUAUCACCUCCAUUAUAUGGAUAGACAUAUUCUGACCUUUGUGAUCAGUAUACUAUUGAUGAAUAUACAACAUUAGGCACACCUAAUCUAAUAAUAGUCUAUGCACGAAAUGUAUCAAAUGUAGCUUUUUUAUUGAUACCGUCAGAGACCUGUUAAACAUAGUCAUUUGGUUAAUAUAGUGGUUUUAGUGUGCUGUAGUGUACAACCGCACUGCAUCACACUGACAGCUGUUUGUCAUUUUUGCCAAUAGAUAUAUUGAUAGUUAAUAUAAUAUAAUACAAUACAAUACAAUAAAUAUGAUAUGAUGUCAUGUCAUUAUAUAAAUGUAUAUUAUCUUAUAUGAUAUGAUAUGAUAUGAUAUGAUAUGAUAUGAUAUGAUAUGAUAUGAUAUGAUAUUAUAUGAUAUUAUAUUAUAUUAUAUUAGAGACAUCGCAGCACAACUGUACACAGUUGCGUAAAAAUGCACAAUAAUAUACACAUCAUUACAGUACCAUUUUAUUUUAAUAAUAAUAACAAUAAACUAAAGCAUUAACGUAACAACAAAUGAUCUCAUUUGACGGUCACAGGAAGUGAACAGUCAGCAUUUCCUGAGACACAGAACAGGUGUGGUAUUAAACAAGCGCUGCCUCUUCCUGCUCCUUUUCAGACAUUUUGAAUUGCGUAACAAUGCGAUGUUCUUCAGUGUCACUUUCUAAGCAGCCUGAAACUAAUAAUCCAUUGUCAUUGCCAUAAUAAUAAUAAUGAUAACACAUUAGCGUGUUCGAUUAUGCAGGUGUUCCUAAUGUUGAAUGUAAAGUCUGAAUGUUUUGUUCAGUGUUCUUUGAUGGCUUAUUUGAGCUAAUUGUUGACAAUACGACACAUACCUAUAUCCACAUAUGUAUACAUUUCAAGUCGUGUACCUUGCCAGACGGAUGUGAAUGUCGAUGUUAAAACGACCUCUGACCUA
Messenger RNA from Dunckerocampus dactyliophorus (ringed pipefish), 1794 nucleotides. It is a transcript of the gene dand5, whose product is annotated as DAN domain family, member 5. The record is from RefSeq and is a predicted model, not a curated record. Gene Ontology annotation, biological process: determination of heart left/right asymmetry. The transcript has 2 exons. NCBI's taxonomy places the organism in Eukaryota, Metazoa, Chordata, Actinopteri, Syngnathiformes, Syngnathidae. Bases 1 to 762 code for a protein of 253 amino acids.